GAAAUCCAGAAUUCUCUUUUCUUGUUAUUGAGCUCAUUCCGAUGUGGAACUACUACCUCUGGAUUCCAUUCCUCAUCGCGUUCUCCAAGGAGCUCGUUUUGACCAAGGCUCAAUUUCCGACUAUUCUGAUUCCCAGCCAGAAUCCUGCUCUCAAGUGGUCUAGGUGUCCGGCGCCGGAAUCCUCGCUUAAUUUCCGACCGGUGAUCGGGAUCCUCAGCCAUCCUGGUGACGGCGCCUCUGGACGGCUUAGUAAUGAUACUAACGCUUCAUAUAUUGCCGCCUCAUACGUCAAGUUCGUGGAGGCAGCCGGAGCUAGGGUCAUUCCCCUUAUUUACAACGAGCCGUCACAGAUUCUCUUUGAUAAGCUGAAUCUCGUCAAUGGAGUGAUUUUCACUGGAGGUUGGGCUAACAGUGGUCUUUACUUUGAGGUCGUUGAAGGAAUCUUCAAGAAAAUCCUGGAAAAAAAUGAUAGAGGAGACCAUUUUCCCCUACUUGCCAUUUGCUUGGGCUUUGAACUUGUAACCAUGAUUGUAAGCAAGGACAAAAAUAUUCUUGAAUCUUUUAGUGCAAAGAAUCAGGCAUCUACUCUCCAUUUUGGUAGAAACAUAAAUAUUGAAGGAACAAUGUUUCAGAGGUUUCCUCCAGACCUGUUAAAAAAAUUGAGCACUGAUUGCCUUGUCAUGCAAAACCAUCAAUAUGGUAUAUCGCCUGAAACACUUGAAGAAAACGAGAACUUGUGUGGUUUCUUCAAGAUCAUAACAACCAGUGUGGAUCAAGAAGAUAAGGUCUAUGUAUCUUCAGUCCAAGCAAACAAUUAUCCUGUUACUGCCGUCCAGUGGCAUCCAGAGAAAAAUGCUUUUGAAUGGGCUUCACCUGAAAUUCCUCACUCUGAUGAUGCAGUUCAAGUGACUCAGCAUGUUGCGAAUUUUUUUGUCAGUGAGGCCAGAAAGUCGGUAAACAGGCCACCUGCUCCGAUAGUUCUGGAUAACCUAAUCUAUAAUUACAGGCCUACUUAUUGUGGCAAAGCUGGAAGGGGAUACGACGAGGUUUACAUUUUUACUUGAAUUUGUGAAUUGGAUUCAUUCCCUGGACGAGGAGGUUACACGCCCCUCCAUUUAAAUCGAGAGCGUUUUUAGUAAGAAUCAAACAUGUUAUAUUUGGUUAACUUAAGUUGGUCAUCUUCGUAUUAGUCGUGAUCUCAACUUCCAUUCAUCAUAUUGACUAUUAGAUAUGUAUAGAUUCAUCACAUCCCUUUCUUAUCAACAAGAUGUGUAGUGAUUCGAUUACAUAGAUAAAACUCACACCAAAAAUGUGUGGUCGGCAAGAAUUAAGCAUUGUGGAUUGGGCUUUAGUCUCUAAAUGUAAUUUUAGUUCAUAUCUUGUUUGGCCCUACCUUAUGGGGAAACGAUGGAAAAAUUAUAUGUCAUUUUCCUAUAGGAUAUGAUUGGACCAUUCAGAGUGACCAACCUAGAUUAGUUGUCCU
Messenger RNA from Impatiens glandulifera, 1483 nucleotides. Its product is annotated as gamma-glutamyl hydrolase 2-like. The coding region runs from base 42 to 1064 and encodes 340 amino acids. The record is from RefSeq and is a predicted model, not a curated record. The transcript has 11 exons. Gene Ontology annotation, molecular function: gamma-glutamyl-peptidase activity. Gene Ontology annotation, biological process: tetrahydrofolylpolyglutamate metabolic process. Lineage: Eukaryota; Viridiplantae; Streptophyta; Magnoliopsida; Ericales; Balsaminaceae. Gene Ontology annotation, cellular component: vacuole.